CCGCCGCCCGCCGCCCAGGCCACGCCCGCGCCCCGCACACGCUGACGCGGGGAGGAGGAUGGAGCCGCGCCGUGCCCGCCGGGUCUCCGCGCCACUGCUCUGCUUGGGUUUCCAUCUUCUACAAGCAGUUCUCAGUACAACUGUGAUUCCUUCAUGUAUCCCAGUAGCGUCCGAAGAUAACUGCACAGCUUUAGUUCAGACAGAAGAUAAUCCACGUGUGGCUCAAGUGUCAAUAUCGCAGUGUAGCUCGGACAUGAACAGCUACUGUUUUCAUGGACAGUGCAUCUACCUGGUAGACAUGAGUGAAAAUCACUGCAGGUGUGAAGUGGGUUACACUGGUGUCCGAUGUGAGCACUUCAUUUUAACCGUCCAAAAGCCUCUGAGCAAAGAAUAUGUGGCUUUGACUGUGAUUCUUGUUAUCUUGUUGCUCAUCAUAGUUGCUGGCUCUGUAUACUAUUUCUGCAGAUGGUACAGAAAUCGAAAAAGUAAAGAACCAAAGAAGGAAUAUGAAAGAGUGACCUCAGGGGAUCCGGCAUUGCCACAGGUCUGAAUGGUGCCAUUAAGCUUAUAGGCAGGGAUGCACUGCAUACCUGGUUAUGUUAAUAUUCCUAUUUUAUUAAUAAUAUUUAUGUGGGGUCAUGUGU
Eubalaena glacialis (North Atlantic right whale) is the source of this 644-nucleotide messenger RNA. It is a transcript of the gene EREG, whose product is annotated as epiregulin. The record is from RefSeq and is a predicted model, not a curated record. Lineage: Eukaryota; Metazoa; Chordata; Mammalia; Artiodactyla; Balaenidae. The transcript has 5 exons. The coding region runs from base 59 to 550 and encodes 163 amino acids. Gene Ontology annotation, biological process: positive regulation of cell population proliferation; positive regulation of mitotic nuclear division; epidermal growth factor receptor signaling pathway.